UCUCGAACCAUCUCCCCCAUCCCCCCCAGCAGACCUUCCCAUCACUGCUCCUCCGCAGCCUGAUGCUAGCCUCCUCUGCUGACCUCCUCUGCAGACCUGAAGCAUGAUACUGAACCUUCUGACAUAAACUCUCCUCCCACUAUGGUUAGAGAGCUUUGAAUCGACCGCAUUUGUCGCGUCGGUAUGACUUCCUCCUCGCUGCUUCAGCUCGCUUCGCCUCCCAGCCCCCUCCCUCUCGCUUACGACGUCCGUCCGACCUCCCUGCGAGGCGGCAACGACUUCUGGGCCUUUUUCCAGCAGCAGCAGGAUAAGCUGGAAGAAACAACUCGCCAUAGUUUCUCCGACCAAUCAGAGGCUUCCGCGUGUUCCGAACUGCGCGAGGAUCCCGAGGGCCGCGAGGCGAAUGCGGACCCUCGGGUAGACGAGGACGGUCGCGAGGCCAAUGCGGGCGGUGUCAGAAAUAGUGACGGAGGAGUAACGGUAGUUAAGACGUCCUCCAGUACAGUUAGUCCUCAGGGGUUUCUUCAGCAGCAAUUGUCGCUGCCGGAGCGGAGAUCGUUAGGGCCGCCGGUGCAGGGCUCGUAUCUGUCGAAACGCGAAGACGAUAAGGGGAAGAAGCCGUUAUUUUCCUUCGGGGUUAUCACCGAUGUUCAAUACGCCGAUAUCAACGACGGUCACUCCUUCCUUGGAAUCCCAAGGUUUUACCGCCAUAGCCUCGAAGUGGUGAAGCAGGCGGUUGAGGAUUGGAACCAGUCGGCGCGGCCAAUGUCGUUUGCCGUACAUUUCGGCGACAUUGUUGAUGGCUUCUGCCCGAGAGACAGAUCCGUCGAAGCCGUCAACACGGUGCUGGACGCACUUGCAGGUUUCACAGCCGGACCCACGUACCAUAUGAUCGGUAACCACUGCCUGUACAAUCUGCCUCGUCUGACGCUCAAUAAGAUGCUCGCCAUCCCCACCGCCGCUGACAACCGCUCCUACUACGACUUCUCGCCCUACCCUAACUUCAGGCUCGUAGUACUCGAUUCGUACGACGUGAGUCUGCUGGGGUGGCCAGAGGACCAUCCGCAUGCAGUGAGGGCGAGGGAGGUGCUGGAGAGAGAGAACCCCAACGACGAGAAGAACAGCCCCGAGGGGCUUGAAGGGUUAAACAGGCGGUUUGUCAAGUUCAAUGGAGGCGUGGGGGACGAGCAGCUUAGGUGGCUCGAAGGCGUUCUCGCAGAAUGUGAUGCCCUGGGAGAGACGGUGGUGCUGUGCUGCCAUCAACCCAUUGAGCCCACCGCUCUGCCCACCGCCACCUGCCUCGUCUGGAACUACGACAAGGUGCUGGCCACCAUCCACAGGCACGAGUGUGUGGCAGCGGUAAUAGCCGGGCACGCGCACUUUGGAGCAUACGCCCUUGAUGCCAAGGGCAUCCACCACCGCAUUCUGGAGGGCGCCGUGGAAUGCCCCCCCGGCACGGUGGCAUUCGGCCACAUCGACGUGUACCAGGACCGCCUGUGCAUCAUUGGGAAGGACCGCAUGCUGUGCACUGAAAUGAGGUUCCCUCCUCGGUCUGGCCACUCCACUCUGUAGCGUCUGCCUUCCUCCCCUCACCACCAUUCUGCCAGGCGCUGUGGCAUCCCACACACCUCCCCGGCACAGUAGCCUUCAGGCGGAUUGGACCGCUUGUGCAUCAUUGGCAAAUACUGCAUGCUGUGGAACCUAACUGAGGUUCCUUCCUGCCUUGCCCCUCCUAGAAUCAGCUCAGGAGGGUUUUUGCCUCCAAAUCUUUUAGGUUGACUGGGUCUGUCAUGCAUGCCUAAAAAGUGUACCGGUAAUCCGUACGCGAGCACUGUGAUCUGCCACUUUUUGGAGUGCUGUGGUAAUGUCAUAUGUUCCAGCAGGUCUGUCACAAAUCUCGCCAUGUUCGGCACCUGUAUUCUUUGUAUAUACAUAAACAGCCUUUUGUCAAGAUUAUAUAAGUAAUAUAUA
Messenger RNA from Closterium sp. NIES-67, 1971 nucleotides. The record is from the annotation of a GenBank genome assembly. NCBI's taxonomy places the organism in Eukaryota, Viridiplantae, Streptophyta, Zygnematophyceae, Desmidiales, Closteriaceae.